Molecule: messenger RNA, 1132 nt
Organism: Lactuca sativa (garden lettuce)
Lineage: Eukaryota; Viridiplantae; Streptophyta; Magnoliopsida; Asterales; Asteraceae
Product: vacuolar protein sorting-associated protein 24 homolog 1
Biological process (GO): vacuolar transport
Source: RefSeq, a predicted model, not a curated record
AAUUUGCUCAUCAACAGAUGAAACGAAUAAGAACGCAACAAUAGCAAGCUUUUGGUUUUCAGAUAUAUUAUUCCGAAAUCAUGUAUUGAUCUUAGCUUUUUGUAUUUUACGUCUUCAAAUUCAGUUUCAAAUAGUUACUUCUCUCAAUUUUGAAGACUUCAUCGGUAAUACUUGAAGAAGAAGAAGAUGGAGAAAUUGAGGAACAUAUUAAUGCCGAAACCUAAUCCACAACAGUUAUUACGCGAUUGGCAACGUCGUCUCCGGCAAGAGUGUCGCAACAUUGAACGUCAAAUUCGUGAUAUACAACGAGAAGAGAAAAAUGUUCAAAAAGCAAUCCGAGAAGCUGCGAAAAGAAAUGAUAUGGGCUCUGCUAGGGCACUUGCUAUGGAAAUUGUGAGAUCUAGAAAAACUGUGAAUCGCCUCUACGAAAAUAAAGCUCAAUUAAAUUCCAUAUCAAUGCAUCUAGGAGAAAGUGUUGCUAUUGCUCGAACAGUAGGGCAUCUAUCAAAAAGUGCUGAAGUCAUGAAGAUUGUUAACGACCUAAUGAAAGCUCCACAAAUGGCUGUCACAAUGCAAGAAUUCAACAAAGAAAUGAUCAAAGCAGGAGUGAUUGAAGAAAUGGUGAAUGAUGCUGUUGAUUCUGCAUUGGAUACAGAUGACAUGGAAGAUGAGAUUGAAGAAGAGGUUGAUAAGGUGUUAACCUCCAUAGCUGGUGAGACUGCUGCACAGCUUCCAGAAGCCGCCAGGAAGGAGCGGCUGAAGCAACCUGCCACCGUGGCUCAGGAUGAUGGUGUUGAUGAUGAGGAAUUAGAAGAAAUUAGGGCUCGCCUUGCCAAAGUUCGGUCGUGAUUUGGGAUUUUUUUAGCUGAUAGAUGGAAAACUUUUUUUAAGAUGAAAAAAGUUUCAUAAACCUCAAAUAAAUACCAAAAUUUAAAAAGACGAAAAUUGCAAAAAAUAGCUACACUAGGAGACGAAAAAUGUAAUUUACUCUUUUGUUUAUUAAUACUUGAGUUUGGGUGUAAUAGUAGUAGAAUUGAAGUUUAUGUAAAGAUUAUGAGAAAUUGAGAAUAUGUAAUUCAGAAAUAUUGGGUUGCAAUUUAUGCUGUGAACUGAUUGGGCAUCUAUUUUUUUA